UGUCGGCUCAUUAGAAGUGCUGCAACAGGCAUGAAAAGCCUUGCAGUCGGCUCGCAGUUUUGGCAAAGAUGGAUUUGUCCAGGAGGUCUCAGGCUCCCACCUGCAGUGUAUGGAAAUGUUGGAUCGUUCUCUUCCUCAGCCUGGCAUUGUACCAAGACGGGACAGUUGCAUUCUCAGUUUUUGCACCGCACUCAAAGUACAUAUGCCCAGAAGGACAUGAGGUGAACCUCACAUGCUCUAUCAGAGGACACCGUAGCCAUCAGCAUGACAUGUUAAGUGUACAUUGGGCUUUCACUAAAGACAGGAACCCAGGCUGCACAGAAGAAAAACAUGCGAAGAAUACAACAGAGAACAGCCAUCACAAAGGAGACCAUUUCUCCAAUCGUCUGUUCUAUAGAACGCUGGUGAACAUCACCCAAUCAGACAGCGGUGGCUAUUGCUGUUUUCUCUAUGAGACAAAUAAGAAGCAUUUGAUCCAUGAAGCACAUGGUUAUAUGGAACUUCAGGUGAAAUCAGAUGAUCCAGAUCUUAAGGCAUGUUCACUUCUCUCAUCUGAAAAGGACAGUGAUGGCACAACAGCAGCUGCAGUGGCCAUUGUGGCCUGUAUUGUUGGAAUCCUGUGCAUGCCUCUUAUACUAAUACUAGUUUACAAACAAAGAAAAGCAGUGACUGCCAGAAGAGCACAGGAGUUGGUGAGAAUGGACAGUGAAGCACAAGGUAUUGAAAAUCCUGUCUUUGAUGAUCCCCCUGCUGCAAAUUCAGAACAGAGGCCCCGGCUUAUUUUCAUGUCUAGCCGUCAGCAGUCAGACUCAGGUCGCCACCUGCUUUCUGAACCCAACACUCCUCUUUCUCCCCCUGGACCAAAUGACGUCUUCUUCCCAUCGCUUGAGCCAGUGCCAGAUUCUCCAGAUUUUGUGUAAAUGAAGAUUUAGGAGCACAACUGAAGGUUUGAAGAGAUAAGCAAUAUUUGAAAGACUUAUCUAAAGACUAAAAACGGUGUAGUCUGU
Nanorana parkeri is the source of this 1007-nucleotide messenger RNA. It is a transcript of the gene VSIR, whose product is annotated as chromosome unknown C10orf54 homolog. Gene Ontology annotation, biological process: negative regulation of CD4-positive, alpha-beta T cell proliferation; positive regulation of regulatory T cell differentiation; regulation of immune response. NCBI's taxonomy places the organism in Eukaryota, Metazoa, Chordata, Amphibia, Anura, Dicroglossidae. The transcript has 7 exons. Bases 69 to 920 code for a protein of 283 amino acids. Gene Ontology annotation, cellular component: plasma membrane. The record is from RefSeq and is a predicted model, not a curated record.